GUCAUCCGUCGCCGACAAUUAGUACCGCAUCGACCUCGAAAUCCGACAAAAAUAAAAAUAAUUGGGUGAAAAUUAAAAUAAUUUAUUAUUUGGUUCUAAACUUUCAAGGACGUUGUUUGUAAAUACAGGACACACGUUCCUACAAACAUUUUCAAAUGGUCUAGCUAAAGCAAAGUUCGGAUUUAUUUCCUUCCGUUCAAAACAAUUUCAACCAAAACACUUAUACCCGUGAUUCCUUAAGCAACGAUUACCCAACAUGUUGCCCGUCACAGUUUUCCGCCAAGUGGCCCGUCGUGGCUGUGGCUUUAAAAAUUUAACGGAACUUGUUUCGCCGGGCAAUAGUUCCCACAUGCCCAAUGCUGUUAUCAACUGUCUGAAUCGUUAUGCGGCUGCUACCGGUUUUAUACGCAUUUCAUUUCUGGAUGUUAAUCAAUAUCGUAAUUGGGAUGUGGCCACUUUGCGUAUGUAUGCCGAUCGCAAAAAACAAUUACUGCACAUGAAAACCCUCAAGGGUCGUGACAUGCUGCAGGAUGUGUUAGAUAAGCAGCGUGAACAGUUUAUAGAACGCAAAAAUGAAAUUGCUGAUGAUAUUCGAGAUGCAAUCGACAAGAAACGGGAAUCAUUUAUAGAACGCAAAAAUGUAAUAGCUGAGGAUAUAAGGGAGGCACGCCAUAAAGUCCAACAGAGGGUGCGUGAGAAAAUGGAAGAGGUCGAAAGGGAGAACAUCAUGACCAUACCGAAUAUGUUGACAAUGGGCCGCAUGGUACUAUCGCCCUACAUUGGUUAUGUUAUAGUGGAUGGGAAUUAUGAAUUGGCCAUAAGUUUGUUGGUUGUGGCCGGUAUUUCAGAUUUGCUUGAUGGACAAAUAGCUCGAAGAUGGCCAAAUCAGGCAAGUAAGGCUGGUUCUUUUCUAGAUCCUGCUGCCGAUAAAGUGCUCAUGGGUUCAUUGGUUAUAUCAAUGGGCUACUGUGAUUUAUUGCCCCUGUGGUUGGCUGGCACUAUUUUGUUCCGUGAUGUUUUUCUGAUUGCUGCGGGAUUUGUUAUUCGCUAUAUUAGUUUGCCACCGCCACGGACCUUCUCCCGUUAUUUUGAUGCAACACAUGUUACUGCUCAGUUGGAACCAACCCUAAUAAGUAAAAUUAAUACUGGAGUGCAAUUAGCAGCCGUUGGCAUUAGUUUAGGAGCACCAAUGUGGGGAUAUUUAGAUCACACUGCCUUACAUGGUCUGUGGUACCUGACUGGGGCCACAACAGUAGCUGCCGCUUUAAGUUAUAUUUUAGAUAAGAAUACAUUUAAAAUUUUAAGCAAACAUGUCCCAAAGAAAUAGGAAAUGAUACGGAAAGUAAAAGAACAAUUUGUUACAUAAAUGAGAAAUCAUCAUAAAUGGUUGAACAUAUCGAAUGCUUCCUGUUGCAAUAUAGACGCCUUACUAGCAGCCAUAACAGAAAAACUAGACUAUAACUAGCAGCUGUCUAAAAUAUUAUGUCCCCUAUUUUAAUAUAUAUUUUUUUUCAUUUCGUGAAAAGUUAUUUUUUGUGUUAAUUUUUUGUUUUUUUCUCUUUAUUUUAAAAAUAAUUUCUUUUCAAAAGAACUGAACAUUUUUUGUUAUUUUUAAAGAAAAGAAAAACACCAACAUGUAUAAUAAAGUUCCGAAAUUUUGUGAAAUUACAUAUAUUUCAAUA
This is a messenger RNA of Musca domestica (house fly), 1682 nucleotides long. RefSeq names its product probable cardiolipin synthase (CMP-forming) (gene CLS). Gene Ontology annotation, biological process: cardiolipin biosynthetic process. Bases 257 to 1327 code for a protein of 356 amino acids. The transcript has 5 exons. Gene Ontology annotation, molecular function: cardiolipin synthase activity. The record is from RefSeq and is a predicted model, not a curated record. NCBI's taxonomy places the organism in Eukaryota, Metazoa, Arthropoda, Insecta, Diptera, Muscidae. Gene Ontology annotation, cellular component: membrane; mitochondrion.